This is a messenger RNA of Erinaceus europaeus (western European hedgehog), 518 nucleotides long. Its product is annotated as mitochondrial import receptor subunit TOM5 homolog. Bases 52 to 207 code for a protein of 51 amino acids. Gene Ontology annotation, cellular component: mitochondrial outer membrane translocase complex. The transcript has a single exon. Lineage: Eukaryota; Metazoa; Chordata; Mammalia; Eulipotyphla; Erinaceidae. The record is from RefSeq and is a predicted model, not a curated record.
CUGAAUUAGGAGCAGAGAAUUGCAGCUAAUAGCAGUGGCUUAGGCAGAGCCAUGAUGUUUCUGAUCUUGGGCCUCACUCGGAAUCUGGACUCUGAAGAAAUUAAAGGGAAGAUGUGUGAGGAUAUGAUCUCCAUACGGAACUUUCUCAUCUACGUGGCCUUGCUGCAAUGCACUCCCUUUAUCUUAAACAUAUUGGGCAGCUUGUGAAGAUUGCUCACCACAUAUGAAUGCCUAACGUGAAGAGCCUGGUUACAGUUUCUAUUCCUACCUGCACAUGGAUAGGCCCAGCAGGAUUUAAGAGACUUUGAAUAGAUAUAAGAUUUUUACUUUUUUUUAAAAAAAAUUUAUAUUUAUUUAUUUUCCCUUUGUUGCCCUUGUUUUAUUUUUUAUUGUUAUUGUUGUUUACAAGAGUAGUUUAUUUACUUUUUUUUUUUUUUUAACCAGAGCACUGAUCAGCUCUGGUUUAUGGUGGUGCGGGGAUUUGAACCUGUGACUUCAGAGCCUCAGGCAUGACAGUC